Molecule: messenger RNA, 528 nt
Organism: Auxenochlorella protothecoides
Lineage: Eukaryota; Viridiplantae; Chlorophyta; Trebouxiophyceae; Chlorellales; Chlorellaceae
Exons: 4
Coding region: 1-528 (175 amino acids)
Source: RefSeq, a predicted model, not a curated record
AUGACCUACCACAAACGAAACCUCGUGUUGUGCGCCGAGGACACGGAGGCGGCCAGCAGAGCCUGCAAGUGGCUGCUUGAAUCGGUCUACAAGGAGAACGACGUCGUGCACUUCAUAUAUGUGGUGAAGUGCAUGAAGCCCCCCAUGAGCAUCUUCCACGGCCUGCCCGGCACCGCCUACCAGUUUGAGCAGCCGGGCACGCAUAACGAGCUGAAGCACAUCGAGACCGCCAAGACCAUCCUCCGCCAGCGCUUCCUGCACCUCCUGCAGCCCCGCAACGUCAAGUACGAGCUGCACCUGUACGCCGAGAACGUGGAGGCCCCUGCUGCCAAGAUUGGGACCCUGAUCCUGGAGGCCGCCCAGAACCUGGGCCCCACCCUUGUGGUCACCGCCGCGCACAAUAAGCUGGAGGCCAGCGACCGGUACAUGGGGGAUGUCGGCAGCGUGGCGCUCUACCUCUUGGAGAACUGCAAGCUGCCGCUGGCCAUUAUUCACCCGGAGGAGGACGGCGCGGACGAGGCAGAGUGA